AUGGCUUCUCUUCUGCAGGCGUCGAGUCACUGUAGGGUAGAACUCAAGCCCUCAUCGACUGCCCCAAGCCUCAUCCUUGUAAACGCCUUAAACGUUUUGAUGGGCUUGGUAACUUUUACCGACGCGUCGCAUAUCUCACUCUUCACGGACCUUCUUCGAGGGAAACACAAGAAGUUCGAAUUUCUUAUCGCUGUACGCGCUGCUUUUAAGUCGCUAAAAGAGGCUAUCGCCAACAUAGCUUCUGUAACACACCAUGACCCGACCACCCCACUAUCCCUCAGUACUGACGCCUCGGACGUGUCAGGCAGCGCUGUUUUGCAACAACGUGUAGGUGACACCUGGCAGUCCUUAGCGUUUUCGUCCAAACGCAUACAACCUACCGAACAUCGCUACAGCCAUAUACCAGCGAUACGCCACUUUCAACAGCUUUUAGAAGGCCGCUCUUUCACCGUAGUCACCGAACUUACGUUCUCAGCUCGACUACCGAUUGAUACUUUCCUAGAGGUUCGUGCCACCUUAACUAUAUCGCUCAGUUUACGACCA
Molecule: messenger RNA, 543 nt
Organism: Dicrocoelium dendriticum
Lineage: Eukaryota; Metazoa; Platyhelminthes; Trematoda; Plagiorchiida; Dicrocoeliidae
Source: the annotation of a GenBank genome assembly